UCUGAACAGCAUCAUUCUCGCGACGAGAAGAGCUACAGCUAGUGUCAUUCUUCACAUUUCAAAUGAAUUAUCAUCGCAUUCCUAUGUCUGCCAGCUGACAAUCUGUGAAGUAUCUUCUACGCUUGGAAACGGGAUUCGCUUGAUUUGUCAACUGGGUGUGUUUCAGUUUCUGUGAUUAGUUGGACUUGCUGUUGUGCGGUGAUCCUGGACCAUGGCACAGACCAACAAUCUGCAGAACACCAAUGGGGAGGCUGAUGACUCACCCAACAUGCUAGUCUACAGGAAGAUGGAGGAUGUGAUAGCCCGCAUGCAGGAGGAGAAGAGUGGAAUACCCAUACGCACAGUGAAGAGCUUUCUAACCAAGAUCCCCAGUGUCUUCUCCGGUUCUGAUAUUGUCCAGUGGAUGCUGAAGAACCUGAGCAUCGAAGAUCAAGUCGAAGCGCUGCAUCUGGGCACUCUGAUGGCCGCACACGGAUACUUCUUCCCCAUCUCAGAUCACGUGCUCACGCUCAAAGACGACAACACCUUCUACAGAUUUCAGACACCAUACUUCUGGCCUUCAAAUUGCUGGGAACCAGAGAACACUGACUAUGCUGUUUACCUGUGCAAGAGAACAAUGCAAAAUAAAGCACGUCUGGAGCUGGCUGAUUAUGAGGCUGAAAGCUUAGCCAGGUUACAGCGAGCCUUUGCCAGGAAAUGGGAGUUUAUUUUUAUGCAAGCCGAAGCACAAGCAAAAGUGGAUAAAAAGCGAGACAAAAUUGAGAGGAAAAUUCUUGACAGUCAAGAAAGGGCCUUCUGGGAUGUGCACAGACCAGUGCCAGGGUGUGUGAAUACGACAGAGGUGGACAUAAAGAAAUCCUCCAGAAUGAAGAAUCCCCACAAAACAAGAAAGUCUGUAUACGGUCUUCAGAAUGACAUCCGCAGCCACAGCCCCACUCACACACCUGCUCCAGAGGCCAAGCAGCCUACCGUGGAGGAGCUGCAGGAACAGAUCAAAUUUUGGCAAGCGCAAUUAGACCGGCAUCGAUUGAAGAUGUCCAAAGUGGCAGAGAGUUUACUGGGUUACACAGAGCAGUACGUGGAGUACGACCCCUUCCUCACCACUCCCGACCCCUCAAAUCCCUGGAUCUCAGAUGAUGCAACAUUCUGGGAGCUGGAGGCCAGUAAGGAGCCUACCCAGCAGCGAGUGCGGCGCUGGGGCUUUGGUAUCGAUGAAGUCCUAAAGGACCCAGCUGGACGAGAGCAGUUCCUGAAGUUCCUGGAAUCUGAGUUCAGCUCAGAAAACCUGAGGUUCUGGUUGGCGGUGCAGGAGUUGAAGAGGAGGCCCAUCCGGGAGGUGCCCACGCGGGUACAGGAGAUCUGGCAGGAGUUCCUGGCGUCCGGGGCGGCCAGCGCCAUCAACGUGGACUCCAAGAGCUACGCCAAGACCACUCAGAAUGUCAAAGACCCUGGCCGCUACGCCUUUGAGGACGCACAGGAGCACAUAUAUAAGCUGAUGAAAAGUGACUCCUACAGCCGCUUCAUCCGAUCCAGUGCCUACCAGGAGCUUCUGCAGGCCAAGAAAAAGAAAAGUAAGAACUUGUUUUGAGGGAUAUUUGCUUCCAGGGGAAAUCUCUCACCUCCAAAAGGUGAGCUGCUCUUGUGUCGUCAAGCUGAAAACCCAGAGACUCUGAAGCCACUGGACAAGGACAGUCUUUUUUCUCCAUCUCAUCCGGUUGGUCCAUACCUACAGACAAUAUGGACUCCGAACCAGAUGUUGCAUGUCCAAGGGACUGAUUUUCUACAUCCCUUAUUCUGGUUUUGUUUCAGUAAAUCUGAAGACAACAUUUUUUGUGUUUGUUUGGACUUCCGGAGACAUUUUGAAACUUGGAUAUAAUGCCUUUUGAAGCUGUCUGAUGCUCAAUCCCUUCCAUGUAUAUCAGAGGGAUUUGACAUCAGCUUUGUCCAUUCUUAACUUAAAAUAGAGAUGAAAAAAAGGCAAAAAAACAUCAUAGUCAAGAGAAUCUGCAUAGAUUAAUUCUUGUGAGAAUCACAAAUAUUGAUUAACGAAAUAGUCACACUAGAGGAGGUGUUAACGAGGCACGCAUAAGAUGACACCUGUUUUCAUCUGCAUUUCGUUUGUUGCACUAAGGAAAAUGAGAGAAAAAAAAUCACACAACUUAGCACAGUUUACCAUCGCACUUGUGAAGUCACAUUGAAAAUGUUAUGGAAAUGAUGCCACCAACAACAGGCUGUGUCUUGUCUUAUGUAGUCGUUAAUUCUUUGUUACUCUCUUCUUCAUUUAUUUUUAUACCAUAUUUAAAGACACUUUUAAUUAAAAUGUAUUAAAG
Sardina pilchardus (European sardine) is the source of this 2330-nucleotide messenger RNA. RefSeq names its product regulator of G protein signaling 7a (gene rgs7a). Bases 212 to 1588 code for a protein of 458 amino acids. Lineage: Eukaryota; Metazoa; Chordata; Actinopteri; Clupeiformes; Clupeidae. Gene Ontology annotation, biological process: positive regulation of GTPase activity; regulation of G protein-coupled receptor signaling pathway; G protein-coupled receptor signaling pathway. Gene Ontology annotation, molecular function: GTPase activator activity. The transcript is spliced from 18 exons. The record is from RefSeq and is a predicted model, not a curated record. Gene Ontology annotation, cellular component: cytoplasm; neuron projection; plasma membrane.